Messenger RNA from Dictyostelium discoideum AX4, 1056 nucleotides. It is a transcript of the gene cspA, whose product is annotated as culmination specific protein 37D. The transcript has 2 exons. NCBI's taxonomy places the organism in Eukaryota, Evosea, Eumycetozoa, Dictyosteliales, Dictyosteliaceae. The record is from RefSeq and is a predicted model, not a curated record. The coding region runs from base 1 to 1056 and encodes 351 amino acids.
AUGCAAAACACAAAAACAUUUACUCCAGAGGAAGAACAAGAAAUCUCUGAAAGAGUUCAAGAAUAUGAAGAUAAAUAUGGUAGUUUAGAUAGAACCUCAAGAAUGUUGGAACAAUUAAGAGAUUCACAUGCUACAGGUGUUGAUAAUUUAAUGAAAUUAGGACAACAAAGUGAACAAAUGAAUAGAGUUGAAAAGUUAACCACUGAACAAGAGCAAAUGGUAAAGGGAUUGGGUAAAUAUAAAAAGUUUAAUAAAUAUAUGAAAAGAUUCUCAAAGAAGGAUAAAGAAGAGAAACCAAAACCAAACAAAAACCAAGAGAUUCACAACGAGGUAAAGAGAUUAAAAGUUAAGAAUGAAGUAGAUGUUAAAAUUUUUAAUAAAAGACAAAACGAUGAAAAAGAAAAAAGAGAAAAAAGAUUAGAUGAAUAUAACCAAAAGUUGAGAGAAGAUCAAGCUGCAGGUAACCCAUUUUCAGAGAAUGCUGAUAAUACAACCACCACCACCACCACUACCACUACUUCCACUACUUCCUCUACUUCUAUUAGAAAAACAAGUCCAAAACAAACCAAUGGUAUGACAGAGGAUGAAAUGUUUGAAAAGAAAGGUUUAUCAAAACUUUGGAAUAAAGAUAAUGAUCCAUUAAGUAAGAAUGAUAAGAUUCAAAUUAAUGAUGCCAUUGAAACUCAAGCAUUACCAAUGAAUCGUUUAUCAGAUGAAUGUAUGAAAGAUAAUGUGAUCAUUCAACGUUCAACUUGGAUAAAGAAACAAGAUGCUCAGUUGGAUGAAAUGCAAGAUAUCCUCUCGGAUCUAAAGAAUAUAAGUUUGGCAACUCAAACAGAGGUACAAACUCAAUCACUCAAAUUGGAUGACAUUGGUGCCUCAAUGGAUAGAGGUUCCGAUUUUUCACUCAAAAAGAAAUCAAAACGUUCCAUUGAAAAAGAACAAAAGAAAAAAGAAAAAGAAGAAAAAGAAAAAAUUAAAAAAGAAGAAAAAACUAAACAAGACAUUGAUAAACAAGUUAAAAAAGAUUUUGGUGUUGGUGUUAGUUCAAAAUAA